GUCGGAUGCCGCGGAAGUCAUGCGCGGCUUGACUAGGCGGUUCCGCUCGCUUCAGUCUCGGGGUGGGGGUGAAGGGAAGUGGUUGUUUUUGUCGUAGCUGCAGGAGGCGAGGCGUAGGCAGGCCUGAGGAGUAGUUGCAGCACGAUGCCCACCGUGGAGGAGCUGUACCGUAAUUACGGCAUCUUAGCCGACGCGAAGGAGACCGCGGCUGAGCACAAAGAUGCUUACCAGGUGAUCUUGGAUGGUGUCAAGGGAGGUGCCAAGGAGAAGAGAUUAGCAGCACAAUUUAUUCCGAAAUUUUUCAAACAUUUCCCUGAAUUAGCAGAUUCAGCUAUCAAUGCCCAACUGGACCUUUGUGAGGAUGAAGAUGUGUCUAUCCGGCGCCAAGCAAUCAAAGAAUUACCACAGUUUGCUACUGGUGACAACCUUCCCAGGGUGGCAGACAUACUCACCCAACUUCUUCAAUCAGAUGAUUCUGCAGAAUUCAACUUAGUUAACAAUGCUUUACUAAGCAUAUUUAAGAUGGAUGCCAAAGGAACACUGGGUGGCUUAUUUAGUCAGAUUCUCCAAGGAGAGGAUAUUGUGCGAGAAAGAGCCAUCAAAUUCCUCUCCACAAAACUCAAAACACUGCCUGAAGAGGUGUUAACAAAAGAAGUAGAAGAGCUCAUACUAACAGAAUCAAAGAAGGUGCUUGAGGAUGUGACAGGAGAAGAGUUUGUCUUAUUUAUGAAAAUACUAUCUGGCCUAAAAAGUCUGCAGACAGUGAGUGGGCGGCAGCAGCUAGUUGAACUAGUGGCUGAACAAGCUGACCUUGAACAGACUUUUAACCCAUCUGACCCUGAUUGUGUGGAUAGACUCUUGCAGUGUACUCGUCAAGCAGUCCCACUUUUCUCAAAAAAUGUUCAUUCCACAAGAUUUGUCACUUACUUCUGUGAGCAUGUGCUGCCAAACUUGAGUUCUCUGACCACCCCAGUUGAAGGCCUUGAUAUCCAGUUAGAGGUACUGAAACUGCUUGCUGAGAUGAGCUCUUUUUGUGGAGACAUGGAAAAGCUAGAAUCAAAUUUAAAGAAGCUUUUUGAUAAAUUACUGGAAUACAUGCCACUCCCUCCAGAAGAAGCGGAGAAUGGGGAGAACGCUGGGAAUGAAGAGCCAAAAUUGCAGUUCAGCUAUGUGGAAUGUUUGUUAUAUAGCUUUCAUCAACUAGGCCGAAAACUUCCAGACUUCCUGACAGCCAAGCUGAACACAGAGAAAGUGAAAGACUUUAAAAUCAGACUACAAUAUUUUGCUAGAGGACUGCAGGUUUACAUCCGACAGCUUCGUUUGGCACUCCAAGGCAAAACAGGAGAAGCAUUAAAGACAGAAGAGAACAAAAUUAAAGUGGUUGCACUGAAAAUUACAAACAACAUCAAUGUUUUAAUCAAGGAUCUCUUUCACAUUCCCCCUUCAUACAAGAGCACAGUUACACUCUCGUGGAAACCUGUACAGAAAUCUGAAGUUGGGCAAAAAAGAGCAAGUGAAGAUGCAACUUCAGACUUGCCAACAAAGAAGGCUCCAGCAGGACCAAAAAGGGAUGCCAGGCAGAUAUACAAUCCACCCAGUGGGAAAUACAGUAGUAACCUGGGCAAUUUUUCUUACGAGCAGAGAGGUGGUUUCCGUGGUGGACGAGGGAGAGGUUGGGGUGGACGUGGUAAUCGCACUCGUGGAAGAAUCUACUGAAAUCAUUGGUGUUUUCAAUGCCACAAUAACUAAAAUAUCAACAUCUGAACGAUUGCCGCAAGGGCUGCAUUGUUUAACAGACUGUCUUCUGCAAAAGACUGAUUUAAAUGUUCUUACACCUUUGUAUGUAUGAUCUACUUUUCUAAUGAACUGCACACUCACCCACAGUAAAGCUACAACUGUAUUUUUGGAUGUUUAACAGCUGGCAUUUUGAGUUUGUGUCUGGGUUUUUUUUAAAGUAUCUUCAAGAUUUAUUCAGGAAGGAAGCAUGGGUAUUCCAGCUGACGUUACUUCACUACAGAUGUUACAUUCAUCUAUAAAUAUAGCUAUACAAAGUAGACUCUUUAAUGUAUAAUUUUCAUGUUCUAGAUAAUGUGUGAUGUUAUAAUUGAAGUUGAAAUCAGUAGCAACCCUCCAGACAAAAUAAUAUUUUUGCAGUAAGUGGGGAAAAGUGAUGUUGCAGAAAAAGUAGUAUAGGCUACCAGUGGUAGCAUUGACUGUUGAUAGAAAUCCUUGAUUUUUAAAGUGUGCAACAUGGAUGCAGAAGAAUCUGUACUCUUACCAUAAGCCAGUCCAUUUACUUGUUGGGGAGGGUGGGGCAGGGGAAAGACCUGGUGUUAACUUGAACACAUCUUACUCUUCUUCAUAUAUUGUAACAUAAUGUGUGUUUUGCAAAUGGCUUUUUAAAUGUUCUCUAUAAAUGUGUAUGUGCAUAUAUAUAUUUAUAUAUAUGUGCCAUAAAUAAUAGUGACAAAGAAUAAAACUGCUAGAAAUGCUACUGAAGAAUGUCAAAUCUGUGAUGCUGUGGCAAUUCUUCAGGAGUCUGUAAUAACUCUUUCCUGUUAAAGAGUUUGAAUCAGUUUAGCCUUUAGCAGAAGCUCUUUUGUUUUUGUUUUUAAUCGGUUAAAUGGCUAUGUUUACAAAUAUUAAGCAUGGCAUUAGAUACGUAAAAUUACAGCUAUUCAGUUGCACUUGGGUCAAAACGUAAAACAUGAUAUAAUAAUGAGGUCUUUAUAGUGAGAAGUAUCCCAGAAACUUUAUUUAAAAGAAUAUGAUGUAUCAAACUUGAUUUUCCUCCUCCAAUAUUUCCCAUUUAAAACAUUUGUUGGGCCUUUGGGGUUGUGGGCAGGAAACAGCAGCAUAAAAUGUAGGUAUCAGUUACAGAUGGCAGAAAAACUAACACUGCAGAAAUGUUUAAAUUACCCAGCUUCUGGCUUUAUAAGAAUCGCGAAUUCAUUUUUCCCCUAACACCCAAUUUACCUCUAGAACUUUGUGUCCAUAGUGAAAACCAAAUUUUUGCACACAAGGCAUUUGCAACAAGCUUCGUGUAUAUUGGGGAGAACUAGUUUAUAAACAGAAUAAAGACAUCAUCUUAAAUUGUUCUUUGAUCACUACAAUCUUUUUGUUUCCAAUAACUAGCCACAAGCUUUUCUAGUAAAAGAGGUGUUUAUGAACAAAUGGUUCAAGGAUAUUUGCUUGUACACAUGAUUCAGGGAAGACGAUUUCAAAAUGUUCACAGCAUGAUUGAAGGAUAUGAUUCUAAUUAAGGGAAAGCAUCCACAUCUCCUAUUAAAAUUUUGCUUUAAAAAUGGCCAGUUCAAAAUAAAAAUAGUUGAUCAAAAUGGAUAUUGAAAUAUUUUUGGUUAAAUCAAUAUGUUGCAUAUUUUGGCUAUUAUGACAAUUUGAGGUUUUUCUGAGAAUUUGAAAGCCUAAUUUUUAAGGAUGUGUAAUCAGUAUGCACAGGUAGCUUUGGGCGGGGGGGUCCCUUUAGUCACAAGACGACAUAUUUCUAUUCAGAAAUAAUGUGCAGAUUGUCCUUAGAAAUAACUAGCUUUCACUUUUUGUUGAUGCAGUGAAUUCAUUUUUAGAGAGACACCCUUAACUACAUUCUAUUUGUAAAAUUUCCUUUAUGCCUUUGCAAUAAAUCCAUUUUGUAAUUUUGUUAGUGA
Rhineura floridana is the source of this 3665-nucleotide messenger RNA. It is a transcript of the gene API5, whose product is annotated as apoptosis inhibitor 5. Gene Ontology annotation, biological process: negative regulation of apoptotic process. Gene Ontology annotation, cellular component: nucleus. NCBI's taxonomy places the organism in Eukaryota, Metazoa, Chordata, Lepidosauria, Squamata, Rhineuridae. Gene Ontology annotation, molecular function: RNA binding. The record is from RefSeq and is a predicted model, not a curated record. The transcript is spliced from 14 exons. The coding region runs from base 145 to 1716 and encodes 523 amino acids.